Musa acuminata AAA Group (dessert banana) is the source of this 4142-nucleotide messenger RNA. RefSeq lists its product as uncharacterized. The transcript is spliced from 4 exons. The record is from RefSeq and is a predicted model, not a curated record. Bases 564 to 3887 code for a protein of 1107 amino acids. Lineage: Eukaryota; Viridiplantae; Streptophyta; Magnoliopsida; Zingiberales; Musaceae.
GCUGUGUAGAUAUCCAUUGGACUGUUCUGCCUUUGUCUCGUUAUGUUUCUUCUAUACCCCCACAGAAAGGCAAGGCAGGGAGGAGAGAAUCUCUGAGCCCAUAAAGAAGGAAAAGAUCUCAUUUCGAUCACUUCUCCCAACGCCCAAUAAAGGAUACUCACUGGAAAGUAGAAGAAACCAACCGAGAGAGAGAGAGAGAUGGUAAACGCCGAGAAACAAAGGACAAGUUUCCUGUCACUGUAGUUCUUGGAAGGUCGUUCAUUCUUGUGAGACAUCUUUCUUUUAUCUCGGAUCUCUUGCCUGCCCCUUUCCUUGUGGCCCAAGGGAUCGAAACCCCCCGAUCUGCUGCUGCGUCUGGUGCUUAUGGCCUGUUCCAGAUGCCCAUUUUUUUUCCUUUAGUUCAUUUUGAUCCCAAAAGUUGCAUCUUUUUUGGGCCGAGUCUUCGCUGUUUCCAGUGGCGCGGCUAUCCCUUGUCUUGGCUCCUCGUCUCCUGAAUUGUUGCGGCAGCUUCGGCCGCUCGAACGGGUGGGACGCUCGGAAAGUUGCCGUUUUUCCAUGGCUGAAUGCUCGCGGCAACUUGGAUUUUCGAUGUUCUGCGUCCUGAUGCCGAAUUUGCUUCGACGAUAUUCGCAAGAUGGAUGAGAGGGAGAGGAAUGGUGAUGAAAGUGCAGGGUAAAUAUUACCUUCCAGGAUAUAAUUCCAUGCGGGAAAUUAAAGAGGAUGCAAGAAGUAGUUGGUCUUGGUACUUUCAGGACAAGAAGUUUAGUGAGCAUCUCUACAACAAUCACGUACCAAAGUUGGUGGAUGGAUGCUCGGAACAUGAUAAAGGCAUGAUAAGGCGGACAAUGCUUGAACAUGAAGCCAUAUUUAGGAAGCAGGUCUAUGAGCUUCAUCGUCUGUAUAGAAUACAGAAAGACCUGAUGAAUCAGUUUCAAACUAGAGGGUAUUAUGGAUCUUUCACACCGGCAGAAGCAUCACACUCAAAUUCUUUUUCAUCUCAAAUGCAAUCUGAAUGUACUGAAAAGAUAUUACAGAUAUCUCACCUUCCUCUGGGAAACAGUGGCGACGGAAAGACACCUUUUGCAGGCACCGAGAGGUCCCAUUUUAGUUUCUCAAGGGAAGGGAAUGUUCGAUCUGAUCAUUUCUCAUCACUAAAUGGAGCUUCUCAAAAGGACACCGAGGCACUUGAAUACAAGCCUCUGAAGAAAAGAAGAUUUAACCUUCAACUUCCAGCUGAUGUAUAUAUAGACACUGAAGAUACUGAUGGAUCUGUGCAGACUAAAAUUGUUGAGUUAUCGCAUAGUGCUAGUAUUUUCAAGAAUGGAAAUUGCUCUCUCUAUUCUGAGAAUGAUGUGAAGCUCACUCUAGGUAGUGAUCAUAAAGAAGAACAUCAGAUACUGAAUUCACCGACACAAUUUGGUAUAUCAGCCUGCAGUGCAGUUGAUUUAAAUAAACCAAUAACAGAAAUAUGUUAUGAAACUCCAGCAAAAUCAGCUUCUAUUCAAUUACUUGGCUUCGAGACUCACAGCAAUAGGAAUCAAGAGCAUCUUUUAUCUCUGAGAUCAAAGACUAAUUUCAUAGAACGACAUAUCAAUCAACAGACUACUUCAGACCUCUUGCAUAAGGAUGUACUCACAAAAAGAGAAUGGCCAUUAUUUAAUCAUGAAUCUGCGAACAAAGGGAGCACUGUGGAUUCUUUUUCUCAGACUUUCUAUGAUGAUAACGUUUCAACAUCAUCUGAAACUUUACAAUCAAACACUAAGAAAUGUCAUGAAUUUUCUUUAUUCAACUAUAAUAACCAAGAGACAUGGUCUAGACAAGAGCCAAUUCACAAUAUCCAGGCAUCUCUAAGACUCCCUCAUAUCACCUGCUCAAAUUCAUCGCUAGUGUCUCCCUCAACGCCUUCUACAAUGACAACUCCCAAGGCCGAUUUAAUCAGUUCUGCAUCUUCAUUUGUUUCAUCUUGGAUAAAACCUGCCAUCAGCAUUAGCAACAGGCAAACCAUGGUUCAAGCACUUCCAUGCUUCAGUGUGUCAUCUAAUCUUCCUAAUGGGAGCCUGGGUUCCAAGAUAGAUGCUCAAGUCCCUGUUACUUGUCAAAAUUGGAAAAAUAGUAAGAGACUGUCCACAAGCCUAGGUUCGGAUAUUAGGGUGCCUCAUGCAAAUGGAUAUCACCAUGGUCUUCAUCUGGAGUCCAGUUCAGAACUACAUACAGAAAUUGUAGUUUGUAAGCCAGACAAGGUUGAUGAUGCCAAUAGAGAUCUUCGUUAUCAUUUGCCUGAAAACUACACAAAGCAUUUCAGUAGCAGAGAUUUGAAAACUCACCUGGACCUAAAUCAAGUAUUUCCAAGUGAUGUUGAAGAUAAGAUUACCUUCAGACAGGAUAGAGUCAUUUGUGAUGUUAAUGAUAAGGUGCCAGAGGAUCCAUCUUCAUUCAGAAACAAAGCAUCCUAUAAUGAGGCUGUUGACUUGAGAAAAUAUGACUCGAGAGCAGAUUUUUGCUUUUCCAAUGGGCAUCGUCAGCUAAUUUCUAGCUCCAAUGUUGUUGCUCCUGGAGGUGAGAGGAAUGAAGGAAAAGAGCUGGAUUUCUCUCUAUGUACCAUGCCGGAAGUCACAUCAGCUUCACAGUUUAAGCAUUACAAAGUGCAGGGAAAUGAAGUUUCUGAUAACAAUGGGACAAUUAUUCUUGGUUUUCCUCUUCAUAAGACAACACAACAAAGCAGCAUAUCAGCUUCUCUUCGACGUAUGGGAAAACAUUUAUCUGGUAAUACUACUAAGAAAAAUGGCAACAUGAUCAUCGAUGACUUGUCCUGUGAUAUACAGGUGCUGAAUUCACAGGAUAAUAUCCAUAUUGGUGAUUCAAUCACCGAAAUUUGUAGUGGAAACAACAGGGAAAAUUUUAGGAAUCACAUUCGUCCCAGUGCUGAGUUUGCAUGUAGAGAUGAACCUAUACCUUCAAAGAUAUUACCUAGAGAUGAGACAGUGGUUCAGUCAUCAUAUGCUAAAUCCAGUGCAGGUGCAAAAAUUGCUUCUAACAUUGAUUCGGAAGCAAACAUUUCUCAGGCUCAAAUGGCAAUGAUAAAGAAGCAUAAACACAUUCCAUCAAGCAAGAAAGAUGGUUCGGAGGAAAAGGAUUAUUCUGGUUUUACACUUGUUAGAUUGGCUGCAGAGAAUUUAGUUGCUAUCUCUAUGGGUUGCAGAGGUCAUCCAGAUGACACCAAUUCCCACCCGUCAUCCCUGUCUCGAUUUGACACCUUGUGUUGGUUUGCAGAUGUAGUAGCAUCAUGCAGAGCAGAAAACCUAAGGCUGCUGGGUGAUAGUGGAGAUGGCGGAACUCAAUCUUCAGAUGAUGAUGGUUUGGAUAUCUUUGAGGCAAUGACACUAAAGCUCCAAGAAAUUAAGGUGGAUCAGUAUUGGUUGAGAUCAAAGGAACUUGAGAUCAAAGAUGAACAUGAAGGCAAACAAGAUGUAGGUGCAGCUUCAUUGCUUUUCACAAAAUCUCGGCGUGGCCAGGCAAGAAAGAGAAGGCAGCGACGAAGGGACUUCCAGAAAGAUAUUCUGCCAGGUCUUGCAUCACUGUCAAGGCAUGAAGUUACAGAGGAUCUCCAAACUAUUGGAGGGAUGAUGAAAGUAUCAGGUAGGCCUUGGCAGACAGGUCUAACAAGACGAAACAUUGGUCAAAGUGGAAUAAACUCCCAAACAAACAGGAGGAAGCAGCCUAGAAGUUUGUCCAUCACAUUUGAGGAGAUAGGGGUGAGCUCACUUCCACCAUCUCAACCGAGUAAUUCUGAAAUAACAAUAGAUAAAGUGGGUAUGAUCGGAUGGGGAAGGACGACAAGGCGAUGCCGUAGGCAGAGAUGCCUUCCUGUUAUUCUCGCUACUCAUUGAACCUGAAAAGGAGCACUACACAUGCAAAUGCUUGUUUUAUAGAGGAAUUCAGACUGGUUCCUUAAUGGUGCAAGUGGAAGGUACUAAAUAUUCAUGAAAUGUAGUUUUUUAUAUGUUAUUAUUAGUUUUGAUUUGGGGUUGGUGACAGUCAAUAACAGCUUGUAAAUUCCAAAAUAUCGUUGCAUUACUACAUGAAACGAAAAAAAGAACAUUUGAUUGGUAGAUUCCAUGAAGUCUAAACUCAUUUUUUGUGGG